Sciurus carolinensis (gray squirrel) is the source of this 2951-nucleotide messenger RNA. RefSeq names its product 5'-nucleotidase, cytosolic IB (gene Nt5c1b). Gene Ontology annotation, biological process: nucleotide metabolic process; adenosine metabolic process. NCBI's taxonomy places the organism in Eukaryota, Metazoa, Chordata, Mammalia, Rodentia, Sciuridae. Gene Ontology annotation, cellular component: cytoplasm; cytosol. The record is from RefSeq and is a predicted model, not a curated record. The transcript is spliced from 12 exons. Gene Ontology annotation, molecular function: magnesium ion binding; nucleotide binding; 5'-nucleotidase activity.
AUGGAUAAGGAAGAGCAGUUAGCUGCCUACUGCAGCUGUCCAGGGAGAGCUGGUGAGUUAGACCGAGCAUGGGAAGCCAUAAGAAAUGGAGCUGGAGAGACAAAAACCUGCAUAACAACAAAAGAAUUUCAAGUUAAAGACAUGAGUCAAACAUCUUUGAAACCGAGAAAGAAGAAUGAGAAUGGGAUCAGGCAAUCAAAAGAGAGUCUAGAAGGAGAAAAAAGAAAGGAAACUGAAAAGUCGGGAGUCCGGCUAAGUAAUCAGAUGAGGCAUGCAGAAUAUCCGAAUCACCCGCUGAGAUGUUGCCCCACGUGGGGUCACCCGCCGUGUAGACGCUGCCUUUGUGCAGUUGAGGGAACUAGCCCCUGCCGCACAAUACGUAUUUAUAUUCACAUGUGCCUGUUGUGGGAGGAUCAGGGCCGGCAGAUCACCAUGAUCAGGGUGAGCAGAGAUUGCAUCACUGAUUUGGGAGGGGAGCCCCAGGCAAACUGGGGAGGGGAAGGAUAAUUAUUGCAGAAGUCAGACUCUCGAGGAAACAUUGUACGAAAUCAGUGGUCCCGGACAUCACGGAAUUCCAACAAGCCUCCAUCAGCAGAGGAAUCCAGAAGCAGGAACACCAGUCUUAAGCUCCAAAACAGCUCCACAACCUCCCGAACUUCAUCUGCUUCCCCCAGCCAGCACGAGGCCUCUCCGCCACCACAGCCUUCGCCGCAACCCUCGCCAGUCCUGCCCAAAACGCAGCCUGAUCCCGUUGUGCCACUCGACUCGCGACCUUCCACGCCCCCGGAGCCAGACGGUAGCAGGCGCAAGAAGUAUGAGCCUAACGAAGCCUGGAAUCAAAGCCUGGGGCGUGAUACCCGCGAGAACCGGAACUCGCAGUCGCGGGACUCACGCAGCUGCGAAUCUCGAGACUCGCACGGGCAGCCGCGGGAAUAUUCGCGCACGACCCCAACCGAGUGGAAGUCCUAUUCCCAGCGCCGUCCGCACUACCCUGCCUCGGUCCAGAUGGAUCGCGACUGUAUGUCAGAAAUGCAACAGCAGAAGCUGCGGGAGGAAGACGAGGUGGACGAGGCCUACUGGGCAUCUGUGAAGCUGCUGUACGAGAAAAUCCCCAGCUGCUCACGCCCCCGGCCGCCCAAACCCAAGAAUGCCAUCACCAUCGCCGUGUCAUCGCGGGCUCUCUUCAACAUGGUGGACGACAGGAGAAUCUACGAGGAAGAAGGUCUGGAAAAGUACAUGGAAUACCAGCUCACUAACGAGAAUGUCAUCCUGACGCCUGGGCCCGCGUUCCGCUUUGUCAAGGCACUGCAGCAUGUCAACGCUAGACUCCGAGAUCUGUAUCCUGAUGAUCAAGACUUAUUUGAUAUUGUACUGAUGACUAAUAACCAUGCCCAAGUGGGAGUGCGGCUUAUAAACAGCGUCAAUCACUAUGGCCUACUAAUUGAUCGCUUCUGUUUGACUGGUGGAAAAAGCCCCAUUGGCUAUUUGAAGGCAUAUCUUACCAACUUGUACCUUUCUGCGGAUUCUGAAAAAGUCCAAGAGGCAAUACAAGAAGGUAUUGCCUCUGCGACAAUGUUUGAUGGAGCCAAAGAUACAACUUACUGUGACACACAGCUCCGUGUGGCCUUUGAUGGGGAUGCUGUCCUCUUCUCUGAUGAGUCUGAACAAAUUGCCAAAGAGCACGGGCUGGACAAAUUUUUUCAACAUGAAACACUAUUUGAGAAUAAGCCGCUUGCUCAGGGUCCCUUGAAAGGCUUUCUGGAAGAUUUAGGCAGACUACAAAAGAAGUUUUAUGCCAAAGAUGAACGGUUACUUUGUCCUAUCAGGACCUACCUGGUUACAGCCCGAAGUGCAGCCAGCUCAGGUGCCAGGGUGCUGAAGACUCUUCGUCGCUGGGGUCUAGAGAUAGACGAAGCUCUUUUUCUUGCUGGAGCCCCUAAAGCUCCCAUCUUGGUGAAGAUCCGGCCCCACAUCUUCUUUGAUGACCAGAUGUUUCACAUUGAAGGGGCAAAGAAAGUAGGCACCAUCACAGCACAUGUACCUUAUGGAACAGGCCAAAAAUACCACAAUUAGAGAUGGUUACAAGAAAUACAACAGUGGCAGUCUGGUAUUACAGCAGAAACAUCCUCUGGAUGUUUAGAAUAAUCAGGUACUUUAGAAGAUUGGACCUAAAAACUAGCUCCUUUGGAAAAGUUUUCUCUUCAGUUUUUUGGGAAACAUUUUGGACUCUCAAGUUACCUUCAAGCUACUUCUGUCAAUGCUUUUGAGUGUUAUUACACCUGUCUUUGUGUAAGCCACAGUGAUGACUCUUCAGGAUAAAUUCAGAAUUUGAAUACUUGGAUUAUUAAGGGGGCUAUUUCAGAAACUUACUUAGUUUCACAGAACAAUGCUCAUUUUUGGAAGUUGGUACAUGGAAUGAAUUGUUACCUAUCAUCACCUAGAGUUCUGGUUUUCAAAGGCAGAAUGUGCAUUAACUACACUCUUGAAAACUAGAAUGUUUUAUCCCAUUGCCUCUAUGACCAGCCUUUAGACCAAUUCAAAAUGAAAAUAUUACUCUACAUGUGUGAGUAUACCAGUUUUGACACUGUUCCUUUGGAAAUAAAACAGCUGACUGUUAUGACAGGGCACCUUGUAAGAUGAGUUCUAGACAGAGCCUCCUGAGAAGGGUUCUCUAAAACUUUCUUAAAGAGCUAAUUGCCUCUGAACUAUAGAACUUCAUAUUCAAGGACUCCAGCUUUGGACCAGGCAAGUUGGGUCAAUAUUUGAGUGAGGGGUCAACACUUCAAAAUGUGUCAUGACAUGUUGUAUCAUGGUCUCGGUCAUUCUGUUAUAAUUUUUGUUUACUUUCAAUAAAACUUGAUUGGUUAUUAACCAUAAUAUACCAUAUGUUAGGGACAGUGAGCUGGUAAUUUUUGUAUUAUCUCAUUUUCUUAUCAAAUUAAAUGUUUGUG